AUGGGGAGCCUUCCGAAUUUGCACGAGUUGGGUAAACUCGAAGGAGAAGAACAAGGCUAUAGACCAGGACCUGCCCUUGGACAUUUAUGCGGUGGUUGCAACGGCACCUUAACACAGGCUGAAAAAUCAAAGAUACUACACAGAUUUUCGGGGCAUAAUAGAAUCACCAAAGCUAGAAGUAACCCACAAGAAUCAAACAAAAUAAUUUAUGAUGAAUUUCCAGGAGAGCACUCAACGUAUUCCCCGAUGUCUGCAAGGUCGAGGUUAAAUCUUCAUUUACAUGGUAAUGUUAGAAGAAGAGAUUCUAUUAAUAGUUCAAUCGGAGCAACAUCAGUAAGAAGACUUUUGGCAGUUGUAAGAGGCGGGACUCACGGGGGACAUAAUGGACGAGGUGGCUGCGGUACAGCUUCCACGAAGAAAAUCCUGAUAAUAAAUCUGGUGGUAAUAUGUUUCAGUCACCUUUUUUCCACGGUGGCUUUUUUACCAUUCCUGGCACUCCAAAGUUCUGUUUCCGUUUGGUACCAACCAGUUAAUGAAGAUGUGACUACCAUUACUACAGGAUCUUUGUUCGUUGCUAGCAGUUUCGCUAUUGCAGCGGUUGUUGCUCUGAUUGCCCCUUGUAUUUUGAAGAGGAUUGAUGCUAGUGUUACUAUAGCUAUUUGCAAUGGUGCAAUGAUUUUAUUCUACUUAUCUCAUCUCUAUCAGUUUCUUUACGUGACAAUCCCAGCAUAUUUGCUCUUAGGUCUAAUACAGGGUAUGCUGACAAGUUCACAUAUAUCGUUUCUUCUUAUACUAUCGCAGAGGAUAACAUCACUAUUUCACGAGGAAGAUGAAGAAGGACGAUUGGCAAGAAGGACUGUUAUUGUCAGGAGGGUUGCUAGAGCUUUUCGGGGAUCUAAUGACUUUGGGCUGAUCGUAGGAUCUGUAUUAUCAGCGAUGCUUAUAACUUGUACAGUUAAUCUUAAAACUAAUGGACAAGUAAUGGAUAAUUCUACAUAUGUGUUAAAUGAUUGCCCUUUGAACUCCAGCUAUCCUCCUACACACUGCCAGAAUACGACAAACUUCAAUCCUUCGAGUUUGUACGAUUACAGCGCGUUUUUGGACGAUAUUUUCGACAAAUCUGAAGACGGACGGCUUUGUGGCGCGCAGGCGUGCCCAGUAUCCAGUUCGUCGACUAAUUCUACUCUGAUGACGGAGUCAGGGUUUCGGAUUUUACCUUCGAAGUCGGCAGACAUCUUAAUAGGAGUUUAUGGGGCAAUGUGCGGCGUAGCUUUAAUCCUCUCAAUUUUGGGUUUAGACAGAAUAAAGAUGCCCGUAUAUCAGGAUCCAUUGGAGAGGGGGGAGGCAAUGGCCGCCAUACGGGCAGUAAAAGAAAGUUUCAGAGAUCCAAGACUGCAAAUGGCUGCCCCAUUGGCUAUUUUUAUAGGAAUUGAACAAGCUUUUAUGUAUGCUGGUUUCAGCAAAUCUUAUGUCGUCUGCACAUUAGGAAUUCACAGACUGAAUUUAGUAUUUUUGGCUAUGGGUGUUCUACAAUCAAUAGCUGCUUGUACACUAAGUAUGUUUCUUAGGACAAUCAGAAGAUAUUAUGUUGUUGGUGUAGGAUUCACAUUUCAUGGCUGUCUCUUAAUGGUUCUUAUACUUUGGAACCCGACUGAAGAUGACCCUGCGCUCUUUUAUGUCAUUUCAGCUUCUUGGGGCGUCUGUAAUGCAAUUUGGGAAAUGCUGAGUUUCACUUUUUUGACUGGACAGUAUACCAACAACUGGGAAGCAGCGUUUGCCAAUUCGAUUUUCUUUAAAUUUUUGGGUCUUUCUCUGUUUUUCGGCCUUCACGGGCUUCUUUGUAACGUUUGGAAAUUGUACUCUUUAAGUUUUCUUUUAGUGGUAGCCGUUGUAUCGUUUGCUUGGUUGGAAGUUCGUCUUGAAAACGUGAGAAAGGUGAAGCACAUUACAAGAUUAUGA
Molecule: messenger RNA, 1959 nt
Organism: Psylliodes chrysocephalus
Lineage: Eukaryota; Metazoa; Arthropoda; Insecta; Coleoptera; Chrysomelidae
Source: the annotation of a GenBank genome assembly